Messenger RNA from Xiphias gladius (swordfish), 3474 nucleotides. RefSeq names its product vitamin D3 receptor B. The record is from RefSeq and is a predicted model, not a curated record. NCBI's taxonomy places the organism in Eukaryota, Metazoa, Chordata, Actinopteri, Istiophoriformes, Xiphiidae. The transcript is spliced from 10 exons. Bases 536 to 1813 code for a protein of 425 amino acids. Gene Ontology annotation, biological process: cell differentiation; positive regulation of transcription by RNA polymerase II; negative regulation of transcription by RNA polymerase II. Gene Ontology annotation, molecular function: vitamin D response element binding; nuclear receptor activity; zinc ion binding. Gene Ontology annotation, cellular component: nucleus.
GGUCCUGAAGAAGGAAGGAUAUUUCUCGUCGGACUGGCGUAGGUGUGUUUGACUUUCCCUCAUGUCAUCGUGUGCGUUUGCCCGUCACUGAUAGCCGGCUGCAUCUCAACCGUUCGUUUGCGUUGGAUGUCCGUUGCCGCGGCCGCAGAAUGGUUAAUAAGCUGGCUGAACUUGGAGCCGCGUUUUAGGGUUAAAGCAGCCAGCCACGCUAGCGUUAGCCACUACCAGCGCUGCUGCGAGAGCCAGCGUCUGAAAAGGGCGUACGAGUUUGACGUUUUUUCCCCAAGUCUCUCCUCACAUUUCUCACAGUUUGGUACAACACCGACCUCUCUCCUCAAAGCUAACCUGGCCCGGUCAACAUGGAGGGGACACACUUUGCAAGAGCAUGAAGACGACGGCGAGCGGCGACUAAAGAGGAUUAAAUGCAACUCGGUCUUGAUGGGGAAAAGUUGAGCUGAGGAGUAACAACUUGGGAUAAACUGAAGAAAGGUUUCAAGUCUUACCUAUUGUACAAGGGCAUGGUAAAACCUCAGUGAUGGAGCCCACGGUUGUGAGUACUUCCACCCUGGCCCCCGAUGAGUUUGAUAGGAACGUGCCACGGAUCUGCGGCGUGUGUGGUGACAAAGCCACCGGCUUCCACUUCAACGCCAUGACCUGUGAGGGCUGCAAGGGAUUUUUCAGGCGCAGUAUGAAGCGCAAGGCCACCUUCACAUGUCCCUUUAAUGGCAGUUGCACCAUCACCAAGGACAACAGGCGCCACUGCCAGGCAUGCCGGCUCAAACGCUGUGUGGAUAUUGGCAUGAUGAAGGAGUUCAUUCUGACAGAUGAGGAAGUGCAGAGGAAGAAGGACCUGAUUCAACGGAGGAAGGAGGAGGAGGCACAGCGCGAAGCGGAGAGGGAGGCACGGCGGCCUCGGCUCACUGAGGAGCAAAGCCAGGUCAUCGCUACGCUGGUGGAGGCACACCACAAAACAUAUGACGACUCCUACUCUGACUUCUGCCGCUUCAGGCCUCCUGUGCGCGAGGGCCCAGUGACGCGUAGCGCCAGCAGGGCUGCCUCUCUCCACUCUCUGUCUGAUGCCUCCUCUGACUCUUUCAGUCACUCUCCAGAGUCAGUAGACACCAAAAUGAACUUCAACAACCUGCUGAUGAUGUACCAGGAGCAGGGCAGCAGCCCUGACUCCAGUGAGGAGGAGGGCUCCAGUUUCUCCAUGCUGCCUCACCUCGCUGACCUCGUCUCCUAUAGCAUCCAGAAGGUCAUUGGAUUUGCCAAGAUGAUCCCUGGGUUCAGGGAGUUGACUGCAGAGGACCAGAUUGCCUUGCUCAAGUCCAGCGCCAUUGAGGUGAUCAUGCUGCGCUCAAAUCAGAGCUUCAACCUGGAAGACAUGUCCUGGAGCUGUGGUGCACCUGACUUUAAAUACCAGAUCAGUGAUGUCACCAAAGCGGGCCACACUCUAGAGCUGUUGGAGCCGCUGGUGAAGUUCCAGGUGGGCCUGAAGAAGCUCAACCUGCACGAGGAGGAACAUGUGAUGCUGAUGGCCAUCUGCUUGCUUUCUCCAGACCGCCCAGGUGUGCAGGAUCAUGCACGAAUCGAAGCCCUCCAAGACCGCCUUUCAGAGACCCUGCAGGCCUACAUCCAGCUUCACCACCCAGGAGGACGGCUGCUCUACGCCAAGAUGAUCCAGAAACUGGCCGACCUGCGCAGCCUCAACGAGGAGCACUCCAAACAGUACCGCUCGCUCUCCUUUCAGCCAGAGCACAGCAUGCAGCUCACCCCGCUGGUGUUGGAGGUGUUCGGCAGCGAAGUCGCUUAGAGGCUUCCUCUGGACCUCAGAGGUGCAUCGGAAACUGGAGAUGAGACCCCUGGGAGUGAAAUGGAGGGAGGGAGCUGAGAAUGUGCCGGCUGGACUAAAUGGAGGUGUGAAGUAUGAUGCGAGUGGAGGAGAGAAAGUGGUGUGUGCGUGUGUGUGUGUGUGUGUGUGUGUGUGUGUGUGUGUGUGUGCGUGUGUGUGUGCGUGCGUGUGUGCGUGCAUGCAUGCUGGGUGUGUGGUUUACUGUGUGUCUAAAGAAGUCCGUCUUGGUAUAAAGGCCAAGGUUGUAUGGAGAGAAAGCAGAUAUUAAGAGACACAGUAAACAAGGGAACUUCAUACAGUAUAACACAAAUUAAACUAUACAUACAACUUCUGCCUAUAUACAGUGUUUUUGUCUGUAUUUAAAUCAACAAACAGCUGCUUCAAAUGCCAGGACAUUUUGUGUGUGUACAUGUCGUGCACACACUAAGACAACAAACAUACUCAGUUAUUCAUCUAGCCAUUCAGUUGAGCUACCUCUUGGUUUUACUGGGGUUGUUUUAUAUUUACAUCACCUAUGUGAAACAGCAACUUUUACACAGAACAAUUUAGAUACAGUAUGGAUGACAUUUCAGUUUAUUGGUGCAAAAGCAGUGCCUGCACAUUACUUUGACGUUUUUGGAUGUUUCAAAAAUGUUGUAUUUUGUUUUUCAUCUGCUUCUUUCAAAGGCAGCAUAUGUAUAUGACUGUGUAUACAAUUCAAACACAUGCCUUUCACCUUUCACCAAAGGUAUGGUCAAUUACUUUCUCAAAAAGCUUCCAGUACCUAAAAAAAUAAUCUUGCUGCUCCAUGGGGCGUUUCACGCAUGCAGCCUCUCAACAUGCUAGCAAGUUGUCUGACUAGCCUCACAGCCUAUGAAGGAAAAUGUCAUUAUAUAGGUUGAUACUGCAGAGUAGAGUGCAUAGUCUGUAAUUUAGUCAGGUUUUGAUAGGAAUUUGGGGUGCUUUGUUUUGAGGUGAUAAUUAGCCACUAAAUGUGUUAGCUACUUUUACACUGCUAACUGUCAAUCAAACUAAGCCUGCAUUAUGGCUUGUUAUUCUCUUUUGAAAUUGAUUUUCUUUAUUCUUCUCUUUUUUUAAUUGUUUAUUUCCCUGUAAAUAGUCGAUUGCUACCACAUGUAUCCUAAGCACUGUUAUACCACCUUUUACACAACCUAUGUAUUGAUAUACAGUAUCUAUAUUAUCACAGAUUUUAAAGGGCUAAAAUGCCAAAUCUAACUGGAAUAGUAAAUCGAGGCCAAAGCAAAGGGCCUGUCUUGUUAAUAUAUAGCUGCAUACCUUACUUGGAAUUGGCAUAUAUACGGAUGUAAUUGCGAUGGUUGCUUUUGUGUUUUAUACGUUACUUCACCUUUAAAAACAAUUCCAUGAAUUGUUCCUCCUCAGUACACAGUGAGCUCGGUGGGCGGAGAGCUUGGGAAGCUGCUUCAGACCUCCACAGAUAUCACACCCCUUUCGUUUCUGACUGGGAAGUGGAUUUUCUAGAAUGUCUGAGGGCCUGGUUGUGGUGGUGGUGUGCACCUCUACACCCAGGCCCUCCUGUUUGAUGAUGUAUGCUGUGCAGCCCUCUAGUGGCUGUAUUGUGUAAAUACCAGGUGUGUGUGUGUGUGUGUGUGUGUGUGUGUGUG